AUGGAAGACUCAAUCGUCGAAUACGUACGAGACUCGGUCUCGCGCAGCCCUUUGGCUGUUCUCGCCAUACUCGGCACAGUCUAUGGUCUUCUGCUGGUCGUCUACCGUCUUUUUCUGCACCCGUUAUCUGGAUUCCCCGGCCCGAAGCUAGCGGCUGCGACGCUUUGGUAUGAGUUCUAUUACGACGCCAUCUUGCGCGGCCGGUACACUUUUGAGAUUGAGCAUAUGCACCGCCAGUACGGUCCCGUGGUUCGCAUCAGUCCUCAUGAGCUACACAUCAACGACCCGGCUUUUAUCAGCGAGCUUUAUGCUAGUGGCAGCAAGAAGCGUGACAAAUACCCCUACUUCACUGGCCAGUUUGGUAUCCCGGAUAGUGUCUUUGGCACGGCUGGCCACGACCUGCACCGCAUGCGUCGCGGCGCUUUGAACAAGUUCUUUUCCAAAGCCGCCGUCACCCGCUUGGAGCCCAUUAUUCACAGUGCAGUCGAAAAGCUCAUCUCGCAGCUUGAGACAUAUUCUGGCGCUGAGAAGCCUGCGCCUAUGACAAUGGCAUUCAGUUGCAUGACCACCGACAUUGUGACCGAAUAUGCAUUUGCCAAAAGCUAUGGCUUCUUAAACUCUCCAACCUUUGAGCCCAAUUUUCACGGCGCCAUUAUUGCAGGCACCGACAUGGGCGCUUGGAUGAAGCAGUUUCCGUGGCUCAUGACGCUCUUGAACAGCCUACCCCAGAGUGUCCUCGCCAAGAUGAACCCAGAGGCAGGAAGUUACGUCAAGUUCCAGGAGGACAUUCGUCGCCAGAUUCGCCAGACACAGGACCAGAUUACUUGUGGCUCCUACGAAAGUACCCAGGGUCGCACCAUCUUUCAUGAGCUGCUCACAGGCGACCUCCCAGACGAAGAAAAGAGUGUGUCCAGGCUCUGGCAAGAGGGCCAGAUAGUGGUCGGCGCUGGUACAGAAACAACUGCGUGGACCUUGUCUGCUACCCUCUUUUACAUCUUGAACGACGAGCGCGUCCGUCUCAGGCUACGGAAGGAGCUUGCGGCCGCGAUCCCGGAGCCAUGCCAUCGAAUCGACUGCACUGAACUGGAAAAGCUUCCGUAUCUCAGCGCAGUCAUCACCGAGGGCUUACGUUUAUCCUAUGGGGUGAGCACAAGGCUCCAACGAAUCAAUCCUACUGCGCCUUUUUACUUCAAGCCGUCGUCGCUGGCAGCGGGUAAGGGCCGCCCAGAGUACGUCAUUCCACGCGGAACGCCCGUGGGUAUGACUUCUACAUUGAUCCAUACCAACUUGGAACUGUUUCCUGAUCCUCAUACUUUUAUCCCUGAGCGCUGGCUCGAUGAUAAUGGUCAGCGACAUCAUUUGCUGGAUGGAUAUCUGCUCUCGUUCUCGCGCGGAAGCCGCCAGUGCAUUGGGAUACAACUUGCAUAUGCCGAGCUAUUUCUAUGCCUUGCAUUGCUCUUCCGUCGUCUUGGAGACAGGAUGGAGCUCUUUGAGACCACCAGAAAGGAUGUCGAAAUUUACUACGACCGUUUCGUCCCCACCCCGAGGUAUGGAACAAAAGGCAUCAGAAUAUUGGUUGAAGAAAAGCCUUGA
Cordyceps militaris CM01 is the source of this 1593-nucleotide messenger RNA. RefSeq names its product cytochrome P450, putative. The coding region runs from base 1 to 1593 and encodes 530 amino acids. Gene Ontology annotation, molecular function: iron ion binding; monooxygenase activity; heme binding. The record is from RefSeq and is a predicted model, not a curated record. Lineage: Eukaryota; Fungi; Ascomycota; Sordariomycetes; Hypocreales; Cordycipitaceae. The transcript is spliced from 2 exons.